AUGUCUGAACAAGGACAGGAUCAAUCACAGAAUCAACAGCAGCGUCAAUACAAUCAGUAUUAUCAGAACGCUGCUCAACAAGGUGGCUUUCAACCUCAGGGCAACGACUUCUCGCAAUAUUACCAAAGUUACGACCCAUCGGGGGCUCAAGGCUACCAGAGCUACUCCAAUGAUACGCAACAGGGAUACCAGGGAUACCAAGGAUACCAGGCUCAGGGCCAGGGCUACAACGCCGGCUACCAAAACUACAAUCAAGGCGGUCGUGGUGGAUACAAGAACAAUCGCGGUGGAUACAAAAAUUACAACCAAGGAUACCAGAACUUUAACCAAGGUUACACGGCCUACAAUCCAAAUCAAUCUUUCCAGACUUAUGACCAACAGCCUGCAUCCCAAGGCAUGACUCUACAGGACUUCCAGAGUAAGCAAACGGGCACUUUGAACACCCCUGUGACUAAUUCUACGCCAUCAACCGCUUCUACUGCCGCUCCUGCUGCCAAGCCUAAGAAGACUUUGAAGCUGGCAUCUGGCUCGGGUAUCAAGCUCGUUGGCGCAACGAAGAAACCGGAGGUGGUCAAGCAGGAGGCCAAACCAGAGGAAAAGACCGAAGAUGCGAAAAAAAGCACUCCGGAAGCCGUCUCCAACGCUUCCGAAGAGCAAAAGGACUCCAAAACUACAGAAGAAGCUCUACCUAAAGUAGAAAAGCUUAAGGUCACUGAAGACAAACCUGCCAAGAAAGCAGCCGAGUCUACAUCUGCCAACUCUGCUGAAGCCCUUAUUAGAGAACAAGAAGAUGAGGUUGACGAGGAAAUUGUGAAUGAUAUGUUUGGUGGUAAGGACCACAUGUCCAUCAUUUUCAUGGGCCACGUCGAUGCUGGUAAGUCCACCAUGGGUGGUAACCUGCUGUACUUGACGGGCUCUGUUGAUAAGAGAACGGUGGAGAAGUAUGAAAGAGAGGCCAAGGAUGCUGGUAGACAGGGUUGGUAUCUAUCGUGGGUCAUGGACACUAACAAGGAAGAAAGAAAUGACGGUAAGACCAUUGAAGUCGGUAGAGCUUAUUUCGAAACAGAGAAGAGACGCUACACCAUUUUAGAUGCUCCUGGCCACAAAAUGUACGUAUCAGAAAUGAUCGGUGGGGCCUCUCAGGCCGAUGUUGGUAUUUUGGUUAUUUCUGCUAGAAAAGGUGAAUAUGAAACAGGUUUUGAAAAGGGAGGACAAACGAGAGAACACGCUCUACUGGCCAAGACUCAAGGUGUCAAUAAGAUGAUUGUUGUGGUCAAUAAAAUGGACGACCCUACAGUCGGCUGGGAACAGGAAAGAUAUGAUCUAUGUGUCAAGAACAUCUCUGUAUUUUUGAAGGCUAUUGGAUACAACAUCAAACAGGAAGUUAUCUUCAUGCCUGUUUCUGGUUACACAGGUGCUGGUCUCAAACAACGUGUCGACCCUAAGGACUGCCCAUGGUACACUGGACCAUCCUUAUUGGAAUACUUGGAUGCUAUGACCCAUGUUGAUCGUCGUAUCAACGCCCCAUUUAUGCUACCCAUUGCUUCUAAAAUGAAAGACCUGGGUACUAUAGUGGAAGGUAAGAUUGAAUCUGGUCAUAUCAAAAAGAACAGCAGUACUCUGCUGAUGCCUAAUAGGAUUCCUGUGGAAAUUGUCAACAUUUUCAACGAAACUGAAGCUGAAGUUGACAUGGCGGUUUGCGGUGAGCAGGUUAGACUGAAGCUUAAGGGUGUAGAGGAAGAAGAUAUUUCUGCUGGCUUUGUUCUGACUUCGCCAAAGAAUCCAGUAAAGAAUGUUACCAAGUUCGUUGCACAGAUUGCCAUAGUCGAAUUGAAAUCGAUUAUUUCGGCUGGUUUCUCCUGUGUUAUGCAUGUCCACACUGCCAUUGAAGAGGUAACAAUUACAAAGCUACUGCACAAGCUAGAAAAGGGUUCCAACCGUAAGUCAAAGAAACCUCCCGCUUUCGCCAAGAAGGGUAUGAAGAUCAUUGCCGUUAUAGAAGCAGAGGGACCUGUAUGUGUGGAAACAUACCAAGAUUAUCCACAGUUGGGUAGAUUUACCUUAAGAGAUCAAGGUACUACCAUCGCUAUCGGUAAGAUUGUCAAAAUUGCGGAGUAA
Messenger RNA from Lachancea dasiensis, 2118 nucleotides. Lineage: Eukaryota; Fungi; Ascomycota; Saccharomycetes; Saccharomycetales; Saccharomycetaceae. The record is from the annotation of a GenBank genome assembly.